Oikopleura dioica is the source of this 4068-nucleotide messenger RNA. The record is from the annotation of a GenBank genome assembly. NCBI's taxonomy places the organism in Eukaryota, Metazoa, Chordata, Appendicularia, Copelata, Oikopleuridae.
AUGGAAAGUGGGGACGCUCCAGCGGAGGGAGAGACUGCAGUGGAACAGCCACAAGAGGAACUGCCAAAGACGCCCCAGAUUUCAGAGAUGCCGGAGGAAAAAGAAGUCGCUCCUUCUCAAGCGCCAGGCGCCGAAUCGCCAAUGGAUUCUGACCGAGCUCAAGAAUCGCUCGGCACAGGAGAUGUGCAAUCGAUUCAGGAAGAAAAGGAUGGGUUGGAAAUCGCGUGCCUUUCCGAUGAAAGCCAAGGACGCGUGUUUUCCAGUGAAACUAUUUCAAUAAGCGUCCAGAAGCCAAAAGUUGAAGAAGGAACAGGACCGAAAGAAACUGCGAAAGAAAGUCAAGGAAGCGCGGAAUUGAACGAGUUAUUUCCCAAAACUCCAGGGACUGACAUGAUCGACUUGACUACCGACGACGAAGAGAAGAAGAAGACGCCUCAAGCAGCUACAGUCGAAGAAGCUGAAGAGGGACCAGCAGCAGAUGUCGUCGUUGAAAAUGCUCGAUCGGAGAAUGCGGCGACAGAAGCGAAUAAAGAAGAAACGAAAGAGGGCCCCUCGAACAGUAGAAAGCGAAAGAUAAACAUGGCUUGGGCGAUGCCGCCAGAAGAAGACCCGUUUUCGGAAGCGCAAGAUAUUGACUUCGUCAACGUCGCCUCAGUAGCUCCAUCCACCCAAGAAGCGCCGGUUCCAGAAGACGAGCCAGUAGUCAAAAGACGGCGGCAGCGCGGGGAACGACUGCGUUUCGAGGAGUUUGAAAGCGAACUUGGCGAGGUCUUCGGAUACGAGUGCACCUUCCCGCUGCCGGAAUCGAUGGUCUUCCGGCUGGAGCGCGGUUUCGAAAACAACGGAUUGCGUAGUCCGAUGGGCAUCGUCGCGUUCGAAGGAGCGAGUGCAGAUACGAAGCUGGUUGCCGUGGCGAACACGCACUGUGGAUCCGGCGAACUGGAAUUCAUGCAAAUCAAGCACGGACAAAUCAGUUUGAUCUUCAAGCUGCCUGUGAACGGAGUCGAUUGCCAAGAACCAACUGCUGUCACCGCGCUGAAGAACAAUGGACUUGCGUUUUUGGACAAAUGUGGGUUCACGAUCGUCCAUUGGACGGAAACGAAUGGGCGCUUCCAACUGAGCCAGAAGAAGGCGUUCCGAAUGCUGAAGCCGCGACGAGGACCGCCAAUGUUCGCGACACGCGGCAAAACCGGUCCGUGUUUCGGCGUAUUCUGCAGCCGAAAGCAGGAGGUCGGCACCUUCGUAAACGACAUCAACCGUGGACCGGUGCUGUUUUGGUGGAACCCCUUCAGCGGCCAGACGCGAACCGUGGAAGUCGACAUCAAUCGCUACGCCCAAGUUCGAUUUGCCAAGCACCACGGAGACGUUGUCGCCCUCAGCGACAUGAAUAGAAACGGCUUCGCUCUCUGGCUCGUCAACCUGGAAGGCAAGCAGCUCAAGAAGAUCGACCUCCGACAACAUGCCGUGAUCCAGCCGGCAGGCGUCACCUUCGAUCGAAACGGAAACGUUCUCCUUGCUGAUAGCAAGGGCAAAAGAAUUCUGCGAUUCGACGAAAAAGGCGACUAUACCGGUGACGUUGAAUUCGAUGUCCCCUACGAGCACAGGAUUACGGACAUCUCACUUGACGCCAGUGGCCAAUUAACGAUCUUGUCUUUGAACAAGCACCUGGCCUUUUACCGCUGCGAGGAGCAAUACGUCGACCCUGCUGCUGAUCCCUUCGCUGAGACAUCCAAUAUCGAAGUCAACCAGGAGCCGGAAAAGAGCGCGUACGAGGAGAGCAAAGACGACUUCGCCGCGGACAUGGCCGAAUUUGCCGAUCUCACCAGCGAGCAAGGCGAAGGCGGCGGUGGUUUCAGCUGGAGCAAGAAGUCGCCAAAGAAAGAAAGCAGCGGCGGAGACUGGCAAAAUAACUCGCGCGAUUCGUCCGCCGGAAAAGAUCUUUGGGCGUCGAAAGAAUCGAAAAACGACGAUUCUUGGCCGAAGUCACAGGCUUUGUCGCCGAAAAACGCGUGGCAAAAGCCCUCUUCUUCGGAAGAAAACUCGUGGUCAAAGCCGACAACGCCAAAGUCGAGCAACAAGGAACCUUGGCCGAAAUCGUCGAAUAAUGAUGGCUGGGCGAAACCAGUUUCUCCAGCUUCGAAGAGCCAGAACGCCGACUCGUGGUCGCAGCGGUCUCCUCGAGACGAAGCUAACCCCUGGCCCAACAAUCAAUCGAACGAUGGAAGAAACGACAGUUGGGCGAAGCCAAAGUCCGGCGGAUCCUGGUUCAACAACGGCAACAACGAUCAGCCCCGCCAAUCCCGUUCUCGAUCAAACAGUUCUUCAUCCCGCGGUCGCAGCAGAAGCCGAACACCAUCCAUUCCUCGAGAUCAAACAUGGGGAAACAACGGUGCUCCAAGAUCGUCCUACUCGCGAAGUCCCUCUCCAGCUGCUGGUAAAACAUGGGGGAACAAUGCUCCGCGAAGAUCGAACACGCGAAGUCCUUCACCAGCUGCUGGAAAAGCGUGGGGAAAUAACCGAGACCGCAGAGACAGUUGGAAUAGCCAGAGCAGCGCACGAAGCCAGAGCUGGGACUCCAACGGCCCCGGAAAUCAACGACGUGCAGGAGCGAGCUCAAGUGGAUGGGGAUCCCAAGAAAGAACGAACUCAUCUGCUGCUGGUGCUGGUUGGGGCAAUAAUUCCAAGACAGGGGCUUCACAAGACGCUGGCUGGGGAAACUCGUCGCAAGAAAAGCCUAACUCCGACUGGGGCAGCAAUAAUUCUCAAACAGAGCCAACAGAGCGAAACGCUGGAAGCGAUUGGGGAACGAAGACCGCCGCGAACGAUGAUGGAAACUGGGGCUCGGCAUCAACAAAGACUAACGGAGCUGGAUGGGGCACCACUUCUUCUUCAGCUGGCUGGGGUGCUUCGGAAAACAAGUCGCCAGCGAGACCAAGUGCAACAGAAGGCUGGGGCGCGCAAGAGAAGACUAAUUCGCCGGCGAAAGAGAGUGGAAGCGGAUGGGGCGCAAAGCUCGAUUCCCCACAAAAAGAAAAACCCGUCGGAAGUGGAUGGGGAAAUGCUCCGGAAACGAACUCGUCAGCGACUACCGGCUGGGGUGCUCCAGCAAAGACUUCUUCUGCUUCUGAAAGUGGAUGGGGAACGCCACAAACGAACGAUCCCCCAGUCAAAAGCAGCGGAGGAUGGGGCGCACAAGAAAAGAACAGCUCGCCAGUGAAAUCCACAGAAGGAUGGGGAGCUCCAGCGAGAGAUCAAUCGCCUGUAAAAGCGAAUGGCGGAAAUUCUGGCUGGGGCGCGGAGAAUAAAGCGUCGCCUGUUGAAACCGUCUCGACUGGCUGGGGAGCUCCUGAAGCGUCGAACAGUACUUGGGGCAGUCAUAAGAAGAGCGACAAUCCGCCAGCGAAACCGACCAGUGGAUGGGGUGCUCCUGAACCAGAAUGGGGAAACGCUACUGCGCCAGAAAUCGAACCAGAACCGAUGCAGAGCGAUUCGUUGAGUGGCUGGGGCGAGAGUGGAGCCACAGCUGAACCGGCUACUCUUCGAAAUCCGCCAGUGAAAUCGCCGGCGGUAAAGCGCUGGGAGUUGAAGCCAGAGCCCGUGGAAACGCCUUCGUCAAAGUUCCUCGAAGGGAUUAUGACUACUUCGACUUCCAAGCCGACAGAUCCUCGUCUCAAGAAGCGAAUCAGCCUCGGCGAUUACAAGAAGCGACCGACUUCAACACCAUCAGUGGAGAAAGCAAACGAAGUCGUGGUGAUUGCCGAUUCGCCCGCCCCAGCGGAGAAGGAUGAAAAAGAAGGUGAAGAGGUUAAGCUUGUUGCUGAGACACCAGCGCCGCCCAAAUCAGAAGAGGCCUCGGCUAAAGAAACUGAAAAGAAGGGAGAGGAGAAUCUCAACGAUAGCUUCGAAGAGCCCUACUCACCAGAAAGCCCAGCGUUCGAGCCCGCCGAAGGACCCAUUCCACCAGCUCCUCUUGUUCUUCCAGCGCCGCCCACUGCCGCCGAAGAGGAGGAAUUGCAAAAGUCAGUGCUAGCUGAUCUCGAGGAGCCGAAAUUGAAAAUGCUUUUGUAA